This is a messenger RNA of Eptesicus fuscus (big brown bat), 1241 nucleotides long. RefSeq names its product chromosome 13 C11orf54 homolog (gene BKGD). The record is from RefSeq and is a predicted model, not a curated record. The transcript has 9 exons. Gene Ontology annotation, cellular component: nucleus. Bases 161 to 1108 code for a protein of 315 amino acids. Gene Ontology annotation, molecular function: zinc ion binding; hydrolase activity, acting on ester bonds. NCBI's taxonomy places the organism in Eukaryota, Metazoa, Chordata, Mammalia, Chiroptera, Vespertilionidae.
GUGCGAGGAAACAGCCUGGUUUGUUUCCGGCGGCCUCGCAUUUGCAGAUCUGGCGUCCAGGGCGUGGAGCAGCAGCUAUUCGUGCUUGGUGCACUGUGAACUCCUGUGAUAAUUAGCCUACAGUAGUUUUAUUUGCGCAUCCUCACACGUGAAGAAGAAAAUGGCCUGUGCUGAGUAUUCUUUUCAUAUGCCAAGUCUAGAGGAACUUGUUGGAGUUCUGCAGAAGGGGCUACAGGAUAACUUUGCUGAUGUGCAGGUGUCUGUAGUUGAUUGCCCUGAUUUGACUAAGGAGCCAUUUACCUUUCCUGUAAAAGGAAUCUGUGGUAAAACUAGAAUUGCAGAAGUAGGAGGUGUGCCUUACUUAUUGCCUCUUGUAAAUAAAAAAAAAGUUUAUGAUCUAAAUAAGAUUGCAAAAGAAAUCAAGCUUCCUGGAGCUUUCAUUCUUGGAGCGGGGGCAGGUCCAUUUCAGACUCUUGGGUUCAAUUCUGAGUUUAUGCCAGUUAUUCAAACAGAAAGUGAACACAAACCUCCUGUGAAUGGAAGUUACUUUGCCUGCAUUAACCCUGAAGAUGGAGGGUGCCUACUGGAGAAAUACAGUGAGAAAUACCGUGAUUAUGGGUGUGCAUUACUGGCUAAUCUUUUUGCCAGUGAGGGCCAACCUGGAAAGGUCAUUGAGGUGAAAGCCAAAAGAAGAAAUGGAAAACUUAAUUUUGUGACCUGUAUGAGACAGACUCUUGAAAAACAUUAUGGAGACAAGCCUGUAGGGAUGGGAGGUACUUUUGUAAUUCAGAAAGGAAAAGUGAAGACUCAUGUUAUGCCUAGAGAAUUUUCUCCCUGCCCUUUGAACUCUGAUGAAGACGUGAAUAACUGGUUGCAUUUUUAUGAGAUGAAGGCUCCUUUGAUUUGUCUGCCAGUUUUUGUCUCCAAAGACCCAGGGUUUGAUUUGCGAUUGGAGCACACUCACUGUUUUAGUCACCAUGGAGAAGGUGGACACUACCAUUGUGACACUACCCCAGAUGUAGUGGAGUAUCUUGGCUACUUCUUACCUGCAGAGCUUCUCUAUCGCAUUGAUCAACCAAAAGAGACUCACUCAUUUGGGCGGGAUUAAGUCAACUGCUACUCAUUUAGAAAAAGAAAUGAUUAACUAAGUUAAUUAAUCGAUUAACGCAGGAAUUGAUGCAAAUAUAAAAUCCAACAGAAAUUAUCUCACUACUUAAACUCUCUAUUUUUGGCCUUUGAAA